Cucumis sativus (cucumber) is the source of this 2273-nucleotide messenger RNA. RefSeq lists its product as uncharacterized. NCBI's taxonomy places the organism in Eukaryota, Viridiplantae, Streptophyta, Magnoliopsida, Cucurbitales, Cucurbitaceae. The record is from RefSeq and is a predicted model, not a curated record. The transcript has 4 exons. Bases 193 to 2151 code for a protein of 652 amino acids. Gene Ontology annotation, molecular function: protein binding.
UAUUCAACUACCCAUCACUAUUUUGUACUGCCAUAUGCUCAGUUUUUAUCUGUCAUUUUCUCUCCCUCUCUCUCUCUCUCUCUGUUCUUUUUUAACUUUAUCGUUGGCCUGAAUUCGUCAAUUCUUGGCUAAUUGGAAAUGGUGUAAUAGAUUCUUGUCUGCAAUCUUUUCCAGCUCUUACCCAUUAAUUCUAUGGAACAACAACGAGUAGAGGUUGUUGUUGAACACAACUUCAUUUCACCACCGUCAUAUACGGUUGACGAUGCCGAAUCGGAACCAACUUCUGCCGCCCACUUGUCCAAUUGCACGACACAGGAAAUAAGCCGCACAAUAGUCUCCGAUUAUGAACUGGAUUCGGACCCCAUGGAGAAAAAUCGAGCUGAGACAUCAAGACGACUUCUUUUGUACAAAUCGGCAUUGAAGGGUGAUUGGAAAAGAGCUGAAUUAGUCCUAAAUGAUUACCCACAUUACGUUCGUUGUGCAAUAACAAGAAACAAAGAGACUGUUCUUCAUGUUGCUGCCGGAGCGAAGCAGAGUGUGUUCGUGGAGGAGUUAGUGAGUCGAAUGACCCGAAAAGACAUGGCUUUGCGAGACAAAUAUGGAAAUACUGCCCUUUGCUUUGCUGCUACAUCAAGAAUUGUCAAAAUUGCUAAACUAAUGGUGGAAAAAAAUCAUGAACUUCCUCUUAUUCGUACUUUCAGAGAAGGAACUCCACUUCUCAUUGCAGUUUCUUAUAAAAGUAGAGAUAUGAUUUCUUACCUUUUGUCUGUCACUGAUCUUAGCCAGCUAACUGCCCAAGAACGGAUUGAGCUUCUUAUUGCCACGAUCCAUAGCGAUUUUCUUGAUUUAAGCUUGUGGAUUUUGAAACUAUAUCCGGAGUUAGCGGUAAUGAAAGAUACCAAGAACAAUAAUGAAACUGCAUUACAUGUAUUGGCCAGAAAACCAUCUGCCAUGGAUAGCACAAAGCAGCUACAAAAUUUGAAAAUGCGCAUCAACUCUUGGAGAUUUAAUUCCAAACUAUUCAUAUCACCUUGGAAACUUAUUAAUGAAAUUUUGGCUUCUCUAAUUUUGCCCUCCAAUAGUAAUAAAGAUGUGACCAAAACAUUGGCUCAUCAAUUAGUUGAAUUCCUAUGGAGGUAUGUUGUAUAUGAGCUUCCACAAAAAGAGAUGCUCGAGUUUAUUAAACAUCCCACAAGUUUGCUGAAUGAUGCUGCAGGGGCAGGUAAUGUUGAGUUUUUGAUUGUGCUCAUUUGUGAAUUUCCAGAUAUUUUAUGGGGUGACGACGACAAUGACGAUAGUAAGAGUAUAUUUCAUGUAGCUGUUGAAAAUCGACUUGAGAAUGUGUUUAAUCUCAUAAAUGAGAUUGGUAAGCUCAAUGAAUUCUCAACUAAAUAUAGAACUUUCAAGGGAAAAUAUAGCAUCCUGCAUUUGGCUGGAAAUCUAGCUGCUCCAAACCAUCUUAAUAGAGUAUCAGGAGCUGCUCUUCAAAUGCAACGUGAAAUGCUUUGGUUCAAGGAAGUGGAGAAGAUAGUUUUGCCUUCUCAACUUGAAGUGAAAUCCAACGAUCCAGAUCCAUCUAUACCCAAGUUGACACCGCGCCAAUUAUUCACCGAAAAACACAAACGUCUACGUAAAGAGGGCGAAGAGUGGAUGAAAAACACAGCAAACUCAUGCAUGCUGGUCGCUACUUUGAUAUCCACUGUAGUUUUUGCUGCAGCCUUCACAGUUCCUGGUGGCAAUGAUGAUAAUACAGGAACUCCUAUUUUCCAAAAUAAGUUUUGGUUUGCAAUGUUUGUAGUGUCAGAUGCAAUUGCCUUGUUUUCGUCUUCUACGUCUAUUUUAAUGUUCUUGUCGAUAUUAACUUCACGCUAUGCAGAAGAAGAUUUCUUACACUCACUGCCCUCGAAAUUGCUGUUUGGACUCGCAUCGCUCUUCAUCUCCAUUGUGUUCAUGGCUGUAGCUUUUAGUUCUACCUUCUUUUUGAUCUACCACAACGCUAAUAUCUCCAUCCCAACCAUGGUCACGGCAAUGGCCAUUAUUCCCAUUACUUGUUUUUGUUUACUUCAGUUUACAUUGUGGAUUGAUAUUUUUCACAACACUUACUCCUCUAGAUUUCUUUUUAAUCCCAAUAAUCCACGCAAAUUGUUUUAAUUAUCAUUGCCAUCAUCUCAUAUUGUUUUUUUUUUUUUUUCCCUAAUGUUGAAGAGCUUGAUACAUUUUAAUAUUGGUUUCUUCAAUAAAAGUUAUGAUAUGGGUUUUUAUUUGUUGGGCUA